UCCCCCACCCAGUGUCUCCCCACCUCCGUUGGGGCUCCGCCCCCACGCCCAGGUCCAGCCGGCUCGCUCCGGUCCGGGGCCGUCCCCGCCCCGUCGGCCCGGUGUCCGCUUUGCGGCACCGCAACCCUCCGCACCCCUGCGAACAUGGCGCUGCGCGCGGCACGGAGUGUGCGGAUCGUCGUCUGCAGCCUGCGCGCGGCCUCGGCGCCCGCCACGUCCUGCCCGCGGCGGCCCUGGGGGCUGGGGACUGGCGCUGUUCGGACGCUGCGCACCGGCCCCGCUCUGCUCUCGGUGCGGAAAUUCACAGACAAACAUGAAUGGAUAACAACAGAAAAUGGUAUUGGAACAGUGGGAAUCAGCAAUUUUGCACAGGAAGCUUUGGGAGAUGUUGUUUACUGUAGUCUACCCGAGGUUGGGACAAAAUUGAACAAACAAGAGGAGUUUGGUGCUUUGGAAAGUGUGAAAGCUGCUAGUGAACUUUAUUCUCCUCUGUCAGGAGAAGUAACAGAAAUUAAUGAAGCUCUUGCAGAGAAUCCAGGACUUGUCAACAAAUCUUGUUAUGAAGAUGGUUGGCUGAUCAAGAUGACACUGAGUAAUCCUUCAGAACUUGAUGAACUAAUGAGUGAAGAAGCAUAUGAGAAAUAUAUAAAAUCUAUUGAAGAGUGAAAAUGGAACCCCUAAAUAAACUAGUCUGAAACAGUAUAAUCCAGCAAUAUUUUAAAUUACUGGUGGAUAAAAAUUUAUAAUAGCAACUUUUAGCAAUACCAUAGGAAAACAGAAACUACUUGUUCCAACUAUGCUAUUGAAAGAAAAUACCCCUUAACUUUCUAAUGAUAGCAGGUAAACACAAUCUGCAUCUUUUUCAUAUCACCCAGUGAUUUAGACCAGGAUCUAGUUGUUAUUUUCAGAAUCCAUGAAAUUGUCAGAAGUAAAACUACUUGUAAAAAUUAUGUAAUUCAGUUAAGAUUGUUAUCGUAAGCCUUACAUAAUAUUGUAACUUGCUUACUUGAGUCCCUGGAUUUGGGUCAAAAUGCUUAAUGAUAUAUUCACUGGAAAUAACUGGGAAUAGACUUAAGUUUUUGUUAGUUGUACAGUGUCAGGUGAGAAACAGUAGUAUCGUAACUUCCCAGUAUACCACAUUUGCUGGUGCUAUUUUCAUACAAUGAAGCAACAGCCUUAGAGCAAAACAAGACACCCUUUAAUAACAAUAAAACAUUCAGCUUCUCCAUUAAUCAUGCAUUUUGUUUUGGUGUUAAAUGUUUCACUCAGUGAUUCUGCUACUAUUUGUGGAAAUGGUAAUUUAGUCAAAAUCUGAUAUUUUUUUUGAGUAAAGAUCUAACUGCCCGAUAACUUUAAGUACUUAUUUUUGUUAUCUUUGGUAUAAUCAAAAAUAAAUAAUGACUUUGGUUUUCUGUCCUGCUAGGUUAAAAGAAGACAAGGAAAGGUGAAAAUUUUGGUCAGCAAAACACAUGGCAGUCUUAAGAAGUUAAACGGUAUUCAGGUUUUCACUUAAGAAAGGAGAAUCAAAAUGGACACAGUGAAGCUUUAUGAGCUCAGAUACUAAGAUAAUGAAUAUUGUCUUAGCUUAAGUAUAUAAGUUAAAGUGCCAAAUGUGAUACUUUCCAAGUGGUUAAUAUAGCAUCUCUCUAAGCCAGCUAUAUAGUGUGCUGACACUUUAGGGUAAAAGUUUAAUAUAUACACAAAUACAUACACACAUACAGAUAAAAGAGGCAGAGCCAAAACAGACAAGUUGCUCUCUCAGUUACUGCAGGAAAAAGGAAGUUUCAGAUACCACCCUCUCUUGAUGAAUAAACAGCAAAUAUGAGAACCUGGAGGAAGUAUGUAGGUAAAUAACAUACAAAUCUUUCCUGCUCUUCAGCAAAAGAGAAAAUGAUUCUUGCCAACGUAUUCUGGAUGACUGUCUAUUUCUUUAUGUAAUCAGGUUAUUUUGAUUGUUUGUUUUGGAAAUAGAAAUGGAUGAGUAAUAAUUACAUAGAAUUACUCUUUUGUUCUGAAGCCUGCUCUCAUAUGUUCCCUUAUCUGAUCUUCCCAAAUGAAGCUAGAGCUAGGUAGGACAUAUCCAUUAAUGUUACAUUUAGCAGAUAAGAAAGGUGAUUGGUGGAGUAAGAGAUUUGUUAAAUAACUGGGUGGUCAUGAUUAGAAUUUUAACAUUUCCUGGUCUGUUCUUCAGUUUCCUUAGCAAAUGUUACUCACAAAAAUACUUAAAUGGAAAUCUUAGAAACAAGGAUGAAUUUCUAAAAGUGAGAAGUAGAAAUGGCCUUUCUAGAGUGAAAGUACAUCAGUGAUUGUGGUGUCUUUCUAAAACAGUUAAGGAAUUUUUUUAUUCUCUCCUUUGCAAAGUAAGACACACUUGCUCUGUAACACCCACUCUUAUGAGGUUGUUCAAAGAACAGAAUAUUAUGGCAAAUUGCUUUUUCACUAUUUAGAAUAUAGGCCAGUUCUACUCUCAAUUCUAUCCUAGUGCUGCCAAAAACAGGCUUUGAAGGGCCUUCAAAUUUGACUAAAUGAAUGGGAAAUUUAAUUUUGCAAACCUCAUAUUCCUUUUAAAUAUUUUUGGUCUUAUAUAAUAGGUCAGUAAAGGUUUUGAAGAAUGUCUUCAAUAAUUAAAGCUUAAGAAGUGGAAUAAGUUGCCUCAAAAGUUAAAAUUGUUUUCUUUUAAUUACCCCCCAAGAAGUUUAAAGAAGUUAACAGCAUUAGGUUUUAAUACAUCACUAGAAGGCUUUGCAAUGACAAGCUGCUAUGAAAUGAGGCCAAUGUUCUAGAGCAACUCCCUUUAACAUCAGAAUUUCCUAACUUCAUGGACUCCUGGGAGAGUAACAAAUUCCACCCUUAUGAAAGAGGAAAACUGAAACCCACAAAGGUGAAGUGAUUUGCUUAAGUCUCCAUAAGGCCAAGUGCUUGGAUGGAAGGGGUAGGGGCUGUCUUCUGCUUUGUUUAUGCUAUUUGCUUAUUAGUUUUAUUGUCAAGGAACUCAGCUAAAAGUUCACAUUUGCUAAAGGAGGUCAAAUAGUUUUGCAGAUUAUAAUAAAUCAGUUAUAAAUCUUUUUAUUUGUAAGUAUAUUUGUAUAGAUUUUAAUGUUGCCUUACAAUUUCUAAUCUUCAAUAAGUUGAUUUGUGUGAAUGAUAGAAGUGAUCUGAAUAGCAAAUCAAAAUACAUUUGACAGAAAAAAGAUAAAUGGGACUUCAUCAAAAUUAAAAACGUUUAUGCAAAAAAAAAAAGACUAUCAAUCAAGUAAAAAGUGACAUCAUCAACGUGGUAACGGAAGACACCCGC
Choloepus didactylus (southern two-toed sloth) is the source of this 3295-nucleotide messenger RNA. RefSeq names its product glycine cleavage system protein H (gene GCSH). The record is from RefSeq and is a predicted model, not a curated record. NCBI's taxonomy places the organism in Eukaryota, Metazoa, Chordata, Mammalia, Pilosa, Megalonychidae. The transcript is spliced from 5 exons. Gene Ontology annotation, biological process: protein lipoylation; glycine decarboxylation via glycine cleavage system. Gene Ontology annotation, cellular component: mitochondrion; glycine cleavage complex; cytoplasm. Bases 145 to 666 code for a protein of 173 amino acids.